Molecule: messenger RNA, 919 nt
Organism: Austrofundulus limnaeus
Lineage: Eukaryota; Metazoa; Chordata; Actinopteri; Cyprinodontiformes; Rivulidae
Product: transmembrane protein 189
Exons: 4
Coding region: 272-523 (83 amino acids)
Molecular function (GO): oxidoreductase activity
Source: RefSeq, a predicted model, not a curated record
CUAAAUGUUUUCAUAAGUGCUUUAGAAAUUGUGGAGCUAAUUUUUGGAUUAGCGCUGCCCACCACUGCAGGUGAGUCCAGUCUUUCACUAUAAUGUUCUUCCUUAAAAAAGAUACAAAAAUAGAAUUUACAAAAAUGUACAGGGAAAGUAAUCUAGAGGCUUUCAUAAACAGUACCGAGGUAACUGAAUAAUCCGGCGAGGACUGGAACUUCCUCAGAGGCUCAAGUAGGGUUGAACCUCAUCAGCAGAAUCCAGAACAAGUGGUUAAUUGAUGGCUCCUCCCCUGCCACUCAGGAUCUGGGAAGGUAAGGGGCUCCAGGAGUGGGUUUGUGUGAUUCUGUGCCUCGUCUUCUUCAUCAUCAACUUCUUCUUCCUCCUCGUGCACUUCUCCAGCGUUCACAUCUCUAAGAUCGUCCUUGGAAUGGUUCUUGGAAUCAUGACGGCAGAUUUAGCAUCAGGGAUGGUCCCCUGGGGGGCCGAUACCUGGGGGUCUGUGGACAUCCCUGUUAUUGGAAAGCUUUGAAGGAGAACAAACGGACUGACAGACCAGGAAACACACUGAAACAUACAAACGUUUGACCUGAAACUGAAAAAGCCAACAGAAAGUGGAAAAUGUAAUAAAAACAGGUUGGAAGGACAAAAAAAGGGGGUGGAAGGGCGUGUCGGUGCAAGCAGUGGGACGGCGCCGGUUGCUGAGCGAUGGGCGAUGUGAGCCGCUGAUUAACGGAUGUCGUGCCAUGCAGCCGGUAAACGGUGUGGGAUUAGAGGACACGCAGCGACCGGGGGCCCGCCGGAGCCGCCCCGCUCCGCACGACCUCCGCAGCUUAGCCGGCCUUUCAUCUGACUGAGGGCUGCGCUGAGAGGAGGGGCUGAUGGGAAAAGAGAGGUGGUGCUGGGGGGCAGACAGGAGCAGAGAUGG